Geodia barretti is the source of this 468-nucleotide messenger RNA. The record is from the annotation of a GenBank genome assembly. Lineage: Eukaryota; Metazoa; Porifera; Demospongiae; Tetractinellida; Geodiidae.
AUGGCACGCAUCAACCGCCUGCAGCAUAUCGUCCUUAACUGCAUGGACGUCGACGCUUCCAUCGACUUCUACACCAAGGUACUGGGGAUGGAAAUCGUCAGCCACAAUCCUGAGCGCAAUAUGGCGUUCCUCUCCUUUGGCAAGGAGCACCACGACAUUGCCCUUUUCCCCUUCCGUGAGCCAGCCGAGCGCCUGGAGAAGAACCACCUGGGCCUGAACCACAUCGCCCUGGAAAUCGAGGGUGGCGAGGAAGAACUGCGCGAGUACUACCAGCAGCUUAAGGCCAACAACGUCGAAAUCGACGGCACCAUGGACCACGUCAUGAGCCAGAGCAUCUACUUCUUCGAUCCCGACGGCAACCGCAUCGAGAUUUUUGCCGACAUGCUCCACGACGAGGCCAAGGAAUGGCUCCACCAGAACGGCGGCGUAGCCAAGCCCCUGGUCCUGGAAGAAGCAACCGCCGACUAG